Molecule: messenger RNA, 2887 nt
Organism: Coccinella septempunctata (seven-spotted ladybird)
Lineage: Eukaryota; Metazoa; Arthropoda; Insecta; Coleoptera; Coccinellidae
Gene: Pcyt2
Product: choline-phosphate cytidylyltransferase B
Exons: 5
Coding region: 372-1445 (357 amino acids)
Biological process (GO): CDP-choline pathway
Molecular function (GO): phosphatidylcholine binding; choline-phosphate cytidylyltransferase activity
Source: RefSeq, a predicted model, not a curated record
GAGAGGCCGAAAAAUGCUCAAGUUUCAUCUAUGAAACUCCCUACUUCAACGAAGUCAAGUCAGCACGUAAAUAAUUAAUUGUGAAUUUAAUUAUAGUAAUUGUUCGUCAUAAUCAAUCCUCUGAGAACGAGAUUUUUUUUGUAAAUCCUAUUCGGUAUUUUCUAUUCCUAUUUAUUGGGGACCGGCAAAUUGUCUAUACACAAGGCGCAGGUACAAUCUGGAAUUUACGCUAGCGCGAUGGGACAGUACAGUUUAAAAUUGGCAGCUGUUUAGAUAUGUGUCGAUAAGUUUGGAGAGGAUCGAAUCUCGUUUUUAACCUCAAAUAAUAGUUAAUUUCACUUAUAGCAAAAAACGAAAAACCCCUUUUCGCAAUGUCUAGGAAGAGGACCAGAAGCAGAUCAGAAGACACGUCUCCUCCUCAAUCAACCUACAAUAUGUCGCUUUGCCGGGAGGCCCCAUUCAGCGAUGAACCCGAAGCCAUCCGAAACAGAGAAAUGUGUGAUUACACCAAAAAAAUAACCAUCGAAAUGGCGAGGAGCGGUAACGUGCCCAGGCCCAUUCGGAUAUACGCCGAUGGUAUCUACGAUCUCUUCCAUCAGGGUCACGCUAGGCAGUUGCUGCAAGCGAAAAAUUUAUUCCCCAACGUCUAUCUCAUCGUUGGAAUAUGCAGCGACAAGCUGACGCACAGCAAGAAGGGCAGGACGGUGAUGAGCGAAUAUGAAAGAUACGAAGCGGUCCGACAUUGUAGAUACGUGGACGAGAUAGUCAGGGACGCGCCCUGGGAGGUGGACGAGGUCUUCGUGGCCAAGCACAAGAUCGACUUCAUAGCCCAUGACGACAUCCCUUACGGUACCGACGACAGCAAUGACAUAUACGCGCCCUGGAAAGCGAAGGGUAUGUUUGUGGCCACCCAGAGGACGGAGGGCGUGUCGACGUCGGACGUGGUGGCGAGGAUAGUCAGGGAUUACGACAUAUACGUAAGGAGGAACCUCGCCAGGGGUUACACCGCCAAAGAACUGAACAUCUCCUACCUGAGCGAGAAAAAAAUCAGGUUGCAGAAUAAGAUGCACGAAUUGAAAGAUAAAGGACGUAAAGUAAUCGACACCAUUGGCGAACGCAAAGAUGACAUGAUAGCGAAAUGGGAGGAGAAAUCUAGAGAUUUCAUUGAAAGCUUUCUCCUUCUGUUUGGAAAAGAACGACUCACCUCCAUCUGGAACGAAUCAAAGGACAAAAUUAUGAACGCUCUGAGUCCGCCCAGUUCUCCCCCCGCAUCCCCCUCGUCCAGUAACGGCGACCUGGAGGCCUUGGACGACGAAACGCCACCAAGGAAAAACGCCAGAUAUGAAGCUGCCCGAAGUACAUCUAGUCUCAAUGAAUAUUACACCAACGAUUAUAGUGAUGAGGACGAUGAAUAUGUCACGCCCGCAGGAUCAGUGAAACAUUGAUUUUUGCGUUAUUUACAAGUUAAACUUACCAUGCGAGGUAUUCGACUGUUAAUGCAAUUGUUGUAUAUGUCUUAUGUUUUUAAAAUAUACAAAUUUAUUUAUUUAUUUUCAAUAUAAAUUAUUCAAACUGUUGGAGUAGUGAUUGGAACAAUGAAAAUUUAAACGUUGUUGAAUGUUAUACAUUUCGGGCAGAACUGAAUACCGAUGGUGAAUGAGGAAAGCUUGAUUCUUCUCUUGAAAAAAGUUCUUGUGAUAUUUUGUACGAAUGUUAUUUUUCUGAUUGUGAGUGUGAGAAAAGUUGGUAGAAGUCUAAUUAUGAUAGUGCCUUGAAUAGGAUUUUUCAUUUUUUAUAUUUAUUAGGUUGUCAGCUAUUUUGAAAAUGACAUCAACAUCACGAAUUCUGCAACAGAACAAAAAUCUUUGUUGAAAUGCCUCAUGAGAAAUUCUGAAAUUUUUUCAAGGCUAUGCAUUAAUGGCGAUAUGUGCUUAUUUUUUGGUCAAAAUUUGUAUAAAAUAUUCUUCUAUCAAACUGACGUAGAAGAAUACACUGUGAACCAAUAAAAGAUGUCAAUGAAUUUAUUAUCAAGAAUAAUCAAGUUUUCUUUUUUGAUUGAGUAUUUCUAUUUUGAUCUACCAAUCAACCAUAUUAAUGAUAAAUAUUCCUUAUUUAGGUGGCGCAUAUGAUAAUAUGUUUUAGGAGGAAAGAUUAAGAUGCUCAAUUUUAACAAACCAAUUGAUAUUAAUUAUGUGAAUUAAUUCACCAUUUUUCAUUAUCAAGAAAUAUGAUGUAACAAGCACAUUGGAGUCGAUUUGCUUUCAAACUUCCAACAAAGUUAAUUGGUCUGACAUUUGACAUUCCAUAUGCACCUACCUAAUGGAUGUUGGGAGUUGUUAAAUUUUCUACUGAACACCAAACUUGACGUGUGGAGAUAAUGUGCCAAUCGAUAAUUAACUUCAGAAGAUAUUCACCGAUUUUCGUAUUCAAUUUUCUAUACAGAGUUCAUAAGUACUUAUUAUAAACCUAGACUCCCAAUCUAUCCAAUUAGGAAAUUCUUCGAAAAUUGUAGGCAUUAAAAAACAGUAGUAAAUGUACUUCUAGAGUUUUGAAAGUUUCUGCGACAUUCGGUAUAAAAUAGAUUUGGAAAUUUACUGCAGUAGCUAUACACUAUAAUUUCGAUAAACUUUAAGGAUGGUUCUUUGUAUCUAAAUAUUUUAGAUUUCCUUGUUUUAUACCCUUCGUAUAUACCCUCAUUUAUACGUUCUUCUUUGCACAUUCUUUGAAGGGGUUCAACUUUGAGGUGCUGAAAACUACCUUUACAAAUGUAGUAAAUGGCAUGUGCACAUUUAGACUUGAAAAUGAAUGAAUUUUUGCCAAAAAAAACUUUAUAAGAUAUGAAUACAUAUUUGUUUAGAAAGUCAUUUUAAUAAAGAUUUUAUUGACA